AUGAGCGCCUCGACUGCGCAGGAUCCCCUGCUCUCGCUCCGCCGGGCUAUCGCUGCCGGUACCCUGCCCACGCCCACCACAUCCUCCGAGCUAUCGGAUCAACUUGCGACAGAGGAUCUCGCGCAGGCCACGCACCUUUACUUUUCCCAACCAUCUCCACACACGUUCUCCUUGGACACGCCAACCCGAUUCGUCUCUAACGCGACCAACACCGCAGUUGAUCUGCGAAGCAUCCUUUUUGCGUGGCAGAAGAAAGAUGUUGCGAUUCCGGAAUACAUUGCUUCUGCGCAAGAGUUGAGCGAGGCGCUUAAAAAGAAAGGGCCCAAGGAGGAUGGACAGUUGAGUGAGGUUCAAAAUCUGGUCUUUGUUGAGCGUCUGGAUCUCAUCACCUGGCUGGAGGGGGCCUCGGAUGAGAGCGAACACAUCAAGCCGCUUGAGGGUGCGGCUGCUGCUGCAGAGGCCGCCGUCGCCGCCGGUCAGGCUCAGGCCGAGGCAGCUGCUGGUGUUGCAUCUGGUGUCACUGGAGGAGUGCCCGUUAUCUCCAGUGCAGGAGCUGCCGCCGCUGGUCAGGUUGGUCGCCCACAAAAGCAGAUCAAUCCUCGCCUGCAAGAGAUCUAUGCCGAGGAACGCAAGACGGGCGAUCGCAACACCUUGCUUCGCGGGACCAAGCCCACGGUAUGUCUGGAAAUUAGCUACAUUAGACCAUGGACGGAAGAAAAGGCUAAUGAAGCUCUACGUGCUAAACAGGACUUUACCCACGCCCGCAAGCUCGACGCCGUCUUCUUCGACCGCAGCCGUGACCGUCCCGGCCAGGCUGGGGCCAAACCUGGCGUCAAGUCCACCUCAAUGGUUUCCGCACCAUCUGCCGGUCUUCCAUUGCCCUCGCGCAAGCCCAGCUCGCGUCCAGAUCCGAUCAUCCUCCUCUCACCCUCAGCCUCAUCUCUGAUCCGGAUGUCAAACAUCAAGUCCUUCCUCCAGGACGGCAUCUUUGUGCCCCCCGACCACCCCACACUCAGCAUGUCGACCGAGGCCAAUUUCAUGGAACUGAAACGACCGCUUCGCCUCAAGAACGGGCCUUCAAACUCGGCUGUCGGGGCUGGGGGUUCUGCCGGUCUCAAGCCUACCAAGUUCAUCCUCGUGGAUGGCACGACCAACUUCAAGCCCGAAUAUUGGUCACGACUUGUGGCUGUCUUCACCACGGGACAGACCUGGCAGUUCAAGUCGUACAAGUGGUCGUCCCCACCCGAGCUGUUCAAACAUGCCACGGGUAUUUACGUGGGCUGGCGUGGGGACGAUGUCCCAGCCACUGUCAAGGGCUGGGGUCGUGGGGUUGAGAGUUUCGCCUUGGAGCGAUGGGACGAGAAGGGUGGGAUUCACGGCGGCGGUCGCUGGCGUGAUCGAGAAGUGGUCGAGGGUAUUUGGACCGCGAUUGAAGAAGGCAUGAAGCUCCGAGGAUGGGGUGCCAAGUAG
Molecule: messenger RNA, 1470 nt
Organism: Penicillium diatomitis
Lineage: Eukaryota; Fungi; Ascomycota; Eurotiomycetes; Eurotiales; Aspergillaceae
Product: RNA polymerase II accessory factor CDC73 family protein
Exons: 1
Coding region: 1-1470 (489 amino acids)
Biological process (GO): positive regulation of transcription elongation by RNA polymerase II; transcription elongation by RNA polymerase II
Cellular component (GO): Cdc73/Paf1 complex
Molecular function (GO): RNA polymerase II complex binding
Source: RefSeq, a predicted model, not a curated record